Agrilus planipennis (emerald ash borer) is the source of this 1168-nucleotide messenger RNA. RefSeq lists its product as uncharacterized. Lineage: Eukaryota; Metazoa; Arthropoda; Insecta; Coleoptera; Buprestidae. The record is from RefSeq and is a predicted model, not a curated record. Bases 207 to 692 code for a protein of 161 amino acids. The transcript is spliced from 2 exons.
UUUUGCCCGUCUUUUCCAACGCUCACGAUUAGUAGGUAAAUAAAAACAAGAACAACAAGAAGCAGUUCAUUAUAAAUCUGAUCAAACUUGAACAGCGUCGCAUCGUCGGGGUCAGACGUUCAACGCAGUUGAUGUUACAGUAGUUAUACCCAAACUUCGAUAGUUAAGUGUUCUUAGUGUUUACCGAUUUUACGUUAUAUAAAAAAAUGAAUUCUUUGGUUCUUGUGGUAUCGUCACUGAUUGUUACUGUCUUCGGACAACGUCCCAUGUAUGCUGGACAGCGUCCCAUUCGUUAUCCCGAUUUAGCAAGUAGGUUUAAGGGUGACAAUUCCACGUCUACAACUGCUGCGGUACCUUUAGAUAAUCGCUUUGGUGCUAACGAGCCCGUUGAACCCUUACCAGUUGAUGCAAAAGGCGAUGCUGAUUUAGUAAACCGACUAAACCAGUGGCCUGAAGAAAAUCGGCCUUAUUGGCUAAUUAAUGCUCAACAAAUUGAAAAACACCGAGGAAGUGGUAAUGUUAACAAUAGCACCCCAUUGAAUUCGAGUCAGUUUCCCAUUACUAAUUCGCAACCCCUUGGAAGGCAACCGUACCCGUUACAGAAUCAAAAUCAAAGAGGAAGAUUAGUACAUGAUCGAGUAUUUCUACCAAGAGGAGGGCCACACAACAAUAAUAAUAAUAACAACUGGUAAUGCCUUUUGUGCAUUUCAAGGACUGAUCUCCUGGCUGACACUUGUUUUAAAGGAUUACAUACAUCUUGCGCUAAGAAAUAUACGGUGAAAUUUGAAAUCAAUUUCGAUUACGAUUACAAUAUUUUCUUAAAUUUCACUCGAAAUCGAUCUCAAUCAAAACUAUUUUCUCCUUUCGAAAAGGUAGCUGCCGACGAAAAUUACAGGUAAAUUUUUCGAUUUAAAAAUGGGCAAGCGUACACGUUAGAAAGUAAAAUUUAAUAAUCGUACAAUCAAAUUAAAAAAAAGCCAUCACCAAGGUGUAUGUAAAUCCUUAAACAAAAUAAGGAUAGUAAAAAUGUCUCAGUGUAUUUAUAGGUGCUUACUUGAUGUUUUAAAUUAUUGCAAUAUAAAUUGUACAAUGUUAUUAACUAUACCCUCAUUGUUUUUGUUUGUAAUCUAAAACAUACAAAAAAUAAAUAUAAAAAGUUGUGGCUUUA